UUCAACAAUUCUUUUAUAAUACGUAGAUUUCCUAACUAUAAAAGGAACAGAAGAAAAGAAGUAGAAUUUUUUUCUCCAACCUUGAACAAUUUAAAUUAGAGGUUGCUUGAAGAGGUGUUAGAAUGUUGGUGUAAGGUAUGAUAGUAAUCUGCGGCUGAGAUAUUUAUGCUAUGGGGUCUUGUGUGUCAAAGAGUGAUGAUGGAUGUGGAAGAGGGAGGUUGACAUUAAAAACUGCGAGUAAAAGACGUAAACUCAGAAGAAGAGUGUCUUCUCAGGUUUGCAAUGGAUCAUUGGACAAGGUUGAUGUGCCUGAGCCUGACUUCUCUGGUCGCUCCAUUUUCAACCCCACUUUUCAAGGAACUACGGAGGAGGCAUGGUUUGAUUCAGUUGGAGCCUUUGAAUCAGACUGUGAUGAUGACUUCCAGAGUAUCCCUGAUGAUGUGAUAUUUCUGAAUGGAACUGAAGCCAACCGUGGAGUUUCGACUGAUCAGGCGCACAAACCUGGGGUGAUAUCAAAAGGACAUUCUGCACACACCUCUGAGGAUGUUAGUAAUUCAGAUGCUGAGUUUCUUGAUGUAGAUGCCAUGAACUUUCAAUGUAAACGCCAUGGAAGUGUAAAUGAAGCAAAUGAACCUGUUUUUCUUGAUGAAUUUUCCUCGGUGGACGCGAGCUCCAAAAGAGUUGAUGGAGAUUUGGACAGCUGCGGGAUUCUUCCAAGCAAAUGUUUGUCAUGUCUUUCAUCUAUUGAUCAGAGAUCGUCAUGUUCUAGUCCUCCUAAUACAAGGAACAAGGCUCCUAACAAGCAUUCCUUUAGAUGGAGUGGGAAUGCUACUCUAUUUUCCUCCAAGACACUUCUACAAAGACCACUCGCUGGUUCUCAGGUACCCUUUUGUCCAAUUGAGAAGGAAAUGGUUGAUUGUUGGUCACACAUUGAUCCCAGCACUUUUAAAGUUCGAGGAGCAAAUUAUUUAAAGGACAAGAAGAAAGAAUUCGCUUCAAACCAUUGUGCGUAUUACCCAUUUGGUGUUGAUCUAUUCUUAUCCCCACGUAAAAUAGACCAUAUAGCUCGGUUUGUGGAACUUCCUGGGAUGAAUUUUUAUGGGAAACUUCCACCUCUACUUGUUGUAAAUGUUCAGAUUCCCAUUUACCCUGCCACACUUUUUCAAGGUCAAACUGAUGGAGAAGGAAUAAAUUUUGUGUUGUACUUUAAACUUUCUGAUAGUUACUCCAAGGAUCUUCCGUUGAAUUUUCAAGAAAACAUAAGAAGGUUGAUGGAUGAUGAAAUUGAAAAGGUAAAGAGUUUUCGUGGAGAAACAAUGGUCCCCUUCAGGGAAAGGUUGAAAAUUUUAGGUCGUGUUGUCAACACAGAAGAUCCUCAUUUUAGUGCAGCAGAACGGAAGCUUAUGCAGAAUUACAAUGAGAAACCUUUUCUUUCACGUCCGCAACAUGAGUUUUACUCAGGAGAAAAUUACUUUGAGAUUGAUUUGGACAUGCAUAGAUUCAGUUAUAUCUCCAGGAAAGGUUUCGACGUUUUCUUGGAUAGAUUAAAGGUCUGCAUUCUGGAUGUUGGUCUCACUAUUCAGGGGAACAAAGCAGAGGAGCUGCCAGAACAAAUGUUAUGCUGUAUCAGGAUAAACAGCGUUGAUUAUAUGAAUUACCAGCAACUGGAGCAACCUGAGGAUCCCCUCUAACAAUAAUAUACUUGCAAAACAUUUGUUAUCAAUUUUUGUGAUCAAUAAUGAUCAUUUCAAGUUGGGUUUCA
Messenger RNA from Cajanus cajan (pigeon pea), 1762 nucleotides. RefSeq lists its product as uncharacterized. The record is from RefSeq and is a predicted model, not a curated record. NCBI's taxonomy places the organism in Eukaryota, Viridiplantae, Streptophyta, Magnoliopsida, Fabales, Fabaceae.